GACGGCUUUGGCUCCAAGAGCAGCGAUGCGCCGAGCUUUCUGCAACCCACCCUCAGACCCGAACCGAGCUUCUUCAGCGACGCCUUUCGUCUUCAAUUCUUGUUUCAGGUGCUCUUGAGCUUUCUUUUCGCCGAUCAGCCGGGUGACUCUCUGGCAUCACCCGUCAAUUCUUUGCUUGGGUUGGCCCUGUGGAGGCGACUCGGCGGAGAACGAACGGUCCACAAUGGCGGUACCAAAGAUCUUCGUCAUUGGUAGUGUCAAUGGCAAACUACAGCCAGCCUUCUCUAAGCUUGCAGCCCUCCAUGCGAAGAACGACUUCUCCUUUGCCUUGAUCGUUGGGGACCUCUUUGGUACCGAAGACGAUGACGCCGUCACCGAUCUGCUCUCUGGAAAGAUACAAGUGCCCCUGCCUACCUACUUCACUGUAGGAACCCAUGCACUCCCCGCUCGGGUCGUCGAGAAGAUCACGAAAGAGGAGGAGAUCUGCCCCAACCUGCACUACUUGAACAAGCGUGGAGUUACCAAGACUUCUGAGGGUGUCCGCAUCGCAACUUUAGGCGGCAUACUGGAUCCGGAGAUUGUCGCUGGCCAAUCUCAAGAACAGCACCUCCCCUUCCACACGUCAGACGACGCCAAGGCAUUGCGCGGCGUCAACAGCACAGAUAUUCUGCUCACUGCCAUGUGGCCGUCUGCAGUAUGGAACGGAUCUAAGGUCGCACUUCCCUCUGAUAUGUCCAGCGUCGUCACGAGCGCUGCUAUUGCUGAUCUAUCUGCGACCCUGAAACCUCGAUACCACUUCGCCUCUUCUCACGCUUCCUUCUUCUACGAGCGAGAGCCCUUCUUCCACCCACCCAAGGAUUCUUCCGCAGAGAUCGACACCGAGGUCACACGCUUCAUCUCCAUGGCGCCAUACGGCAACCCCGAUAAAGCGAAAGCAAUGUACGCAUUCUCGCUGACGCCGUCGACGGGGACACUUCCGCAAGGUAGUACCGUGUCACCAUUCCUUAGUCGGGCUAAUGCUCCCAAGAAGCGACCGGCCCCAUCAGACGAAGGCUUCUCGCGCUUCGCCAACGGUCACCAAGGCGACAACUACAGAUCCAAACGCUCCCGCCGAAUGCCCCCUCCGGGUCCCGAGAAUUGUUGGCUUUGCCUCGCCAGCGAGAUAGUGGCGACCCACAUGAUCUGCUCCAUCGGGGAUGACACUUACCUUGCUACUGCCAGGGGCCCCCUGCCGACGCCAGACAUGUUCGCAGAGCACGGCCUUGAGCACCCAUCACACAUGCUUAUUGCGCCGCAGGAGCACGUCUCCUCCAUUAGCCGCGCUGCCAUGGGCCAGGACUCAGCCGACCGCACGUUCAAGGAGAUGUCACGCUUCCGCGAGGCUCUCCAGGCAACGGUCUCCAAGAAGUCUAACCACAAGCUCGGGGCUAUCACGUGGGAAAUCAACAAGAUCGGAGGCAUCCACGCACACUGGCAGUUCAUGCCCAUCCCGGCAGACCUGGUCAAGAAGGGCCUGGUCGAGGCCGCAUUCCGCGUGGAAGCGGAGAACCUGAGCCUCCCCGGCCUCGUAGCCAAGGACUUUGGCAUCAGCGACGAGGUGCCAGGUGACUACAUCCGCGUCUGGAUCUGGGCCGAGGACGCAGGCGACGGCGCCGGGGACGAGGGCGGGGCGAUCAUUAGCAAGACCCUCCUGAUGCGGUUCGACGAGAACGUCCGUUUCGACCUGCAGUACCCCCGCAAGGUGGCCGCGAAGCUGAUGGGUCUCGAGGGCCGGAUGAACUGGCGGGACUUUCAGCAGACAGAGGAGGAGGAGACAGACGAUGCGGCCAGGUUUAGGGAGCUGUUCAAGCCGUGGGACUUCACGCUGGGGGAUGACUAGAAGUCUUCCGCCCCGGGAUUUGGACAUGUCAGUAUUGCAGCUCCGGUAGCGAAGGAGGAUACCGCGAUGGUCGAUGUCAGCGGCCAAGAGGACACACCUCUGGUACGAUCACCAGUGGAGACCACCGAGCCCAAGACGCCGCCGCCGCACACGCCGCGGCCGAGUCAGCCAGAUGGCCCUUGUGCACCGCACAGGUACGGCGCGCGCUCGCGGUCCAGCCACCCGAGCGUCUGUGGGCGGCGACUACGCCGAUACUCCCUCCAAUAGCCUCAGGGCUAGGCUCACUCACCCUUGGUGCCGAGAGAGAGGCCCGCUGAGAUGAGAGAUUGCGUUGAUUUGUGGGGGUCAUCUGACUAUUUUCUGGGAUCCGGGCAUGGCAGUUUAAGGGACGGCAUGCUUUCGUUCCAUUGAUUUUGGAAGUGCUGAAGAAAGAUACCCUUGCAUAAUAAUGCCCUCUUGAGAGAAGGUAGAGGCCACAGCUCGCUGCUUAAAUACAUCCAUAGCAGCACAUUAUGAAGCAAUAACUUAUUCACCCA
This is a messenger RNA of Diaporthe batatas, 2415 nucleotides long. RefSeq lists its product as uncharacterized. Gene Ontology annotation, molecular function: RNA lariat debranching enzyme activator activity. Bases 224 to 1879 code for a protein of 551 amino acids. The transcript has 2 exons. The record is from RefSeq and is a predicted model, not a curated record. Gene Ontology annotation, biological process: mRNA splicing, via spliceosome. NCBI's taxonomy places the organism in Eukaryota, Fungi, Ascomycota, Sordariomycetes, Diaporthales, Diaporthaceae. Gene Ontology annotation, cellular component: post-mRNA release spliceosomal complex.